AUGGCCGACCCCGCCGUUCCAUUUAAGGUCAAGGCGGUCUACGACUACACGCUGGAGUUCGAGGACGACCUCAAUUUCACCACGGGCACCGUCAUCACCGUCACCGCCGUCGAGGACGCCGAGUGGUACCUGGGCACCGCCAACGGGCGCCUGGGGAUGUUUCCCAAAAACUUUGUCGAGCGCAUCAGCGACGACCCCGCCGUGCCCAAGCGGCCAGCGCACCCUCACGGCGCUGCCAGUGGCGCUGCUGGCGCUGGUGCUGGCGCUGACCAGGCGCCGCCAGUGGCGCUGGAGGCGACGGAGGCGACGGACUCCGCUUCUCCGGCGACCACCACCACCACCCCGACUAGUGGUCAAAGUAAGGCGCCCGCUGCUGGCGCUGGUUACGUUCCCAAACCGACCCUGGUCCCCGCGGCGAAGCACGACGACCCCUACGUGGUCAAGAAGCAGUUCGUCGCGGCGCCGAAGUCGCUGUACGUGCCCAAGAUCACCCCGCGCGACGAGUACGCCGUGCCCCACGCCAAACACGACGUCGCCCACAACGACUCUGAGAUCGUCAGGCUGACCCCGGUCGACACCCACCCGGAGGAGCCCGAGGCCGAGGCGCCGAAAGUGCUGUUGAAGGAGCGCAUCGCCAUGUUGCAAAAGCAGCAGCAGGAAGAAGCCGAGCGCGCCGAGCUCGCCGCCAAACGCGCCGCCGAGAAGAAGCGCAAGCAGGAGGAAGAGCGCCGCCACCGCGAGGCGGUACGCGCUGAGGCUGAGGCCGCUCGCGCCGCCGGCGCCGCUGAGGGCGCUGCUACCCACGACUUAGAGGGCAUUGACCCCGGCGCCGACGUCGCCCUGCUCGACCGCCACGGCACCGGUAACCUGUUGGGCCUGGUGGGGCGCCACGGCCUGGUGCGCCGCCGGCUGAGCCUGCUUAAGCGCACCACCACCGGUGGCUCCGUCGACCCGGCGCUCGACCACGACGACCUCCACGGCGAUGCUGGCGACAACGCCAGCAUCCUCAGCGGUCAAUCGCUGCACGCGCCGGGCCACGGUGGCAUGCCGUUGGUGCCCGGGGCGCCGAUGGGCUUUGGCGCCCCGCGACCCCCGGUGCUGCGCGACGGUGGCGCCGACGGCGACGACGAGGCGGCGGAAGCUGACGAAGAAGAGGAGGACGAAGACGACGAAGAAAUCAAGCGGCGCAAGCUUGUGGAGCGCAUGGCCAAGAUCUCGGGUGGGCGCAACAUGUUCGGCAUGAUGGGGAUGCCCUUCGGCGGCGGCGCCGCCGCGGCGACGACGUCGCGCAAGAAGCUGGUGGAGUCAGCGGAACCGCCGUCGCUGGCGCCUCACGUGCCUGGCGCCGAGGCGCCGUCAGCACCCCCAGUGUCGGCGCCAGCCCCGCCGGGAGCGCCGGUGGCGCCAGUGUUGCCGCAAACCAGCGGCACCAACGCCGACGAUGAGUUCGACGACGGCGAACGCCCGGUGCUGUCGGACGACUACCACCAGGACGCGGCGCCUCCCGUGCCUCCACACGUGUCGCUGCCGCCGCCGGUGCCCCGCGACGACGUCGCCCUCCUGCGCCGCUCGUCGAAGAAGAGCCAGAGCCUGCGCCAGUCGAUCCACAUCCUUGACGACCACAAACACGUUGACAUCCCCGAACAGGGCUACGAGGCCGACGAGGACUUGAGCGACCGCCGGGGUCCCGCGCCGGGCGAGCGCCGCGCCUCCCGCGAGCUCCCGACACUGCCGCUGUCGGUGUCGAGCGCGACGUUUGUCGACGCCAGCAGCGCCGUACCACCCCACACUAAGGUGCCGCCACCGCCACCGCCUGGCGCCGCUCCUCCUCCUGGGGGAGCGCCUCCCCCGCCGGCACCCCCUCAUGCGCCCCAUGGCGCCCCGGCGCCGCCGAUGCCCACUCGCCCUGGCGCUCCCGCCGACCACGAUAAGUCAUUGCCGCCGCCACCCCCAGUACCGGCGCCGGCGCCGGCGCCUGAUAGCCACCCGCGCGCCCCACCGCCCGUGCCACCAGUUCCGGCGCCGGUAGCUGGUGCUGACGCUAACCCCAGGGCAGCUAAGCUGGCGCCACCGCCACCGGUGCCGGCAGUGCCGCCGGUGCCGGGAUCGCGCCCGGUUCUGCAUUACCAGCCCGACGCCAGCGACCUGGACCUGGACCUGCUGCUUGCCGACGACCACGAGUUUACGUUUACCGGCGCCCCCGCGCGCUCGGCGACGGCGCCGUCGCUCGACGGUAGCGCUGGUGGUGCGCCGCCGCUGCGCCUGGCGCCGGCGCCGCCGACACCGCAAGUGCCUCCUCCCGUCCCCGGCGUGCCUGGCACCGUCCCCGGUACUCCAGCGGCGCCGAUGAUGGAGCGCGCCCGUACCGACAUGCUGGGGCUCUCGUUGGCGCUGACGUCGACGCGGGGCCCGCUGCUGCCCACCAAAGGGCUCUCGCGACUGAAGCUGGUGCGCGCCAAGGACCAGCUGCUUGCGGAGGCGGCGCACGAGGAGUUGGAGUACGAGAUCCACAACAUCGGCGGCCAGAGCCCGUGGUGGGUGCACAGCGCCCUCCCGCCGGCGAUCGCGCUGCGGCUGGGGGUCGACUUGCGGUUUGAGGUCGACGCCCACACCAUCACCAAGCGCGGCGGGCGCCAGGUCACCUACAAGGACUACUACAUCGUGUUUGCCGACUUGUCGCAGCUCCAGUUCGAAGUCGACUACGACGCCGCCGACGCGCUGCUGACGGUGAAAUGCGGCGCCCUCACCACGGUGCCGCCGCCGAUCAUCCGCAAGGACUUGUUGGACAAGUUCCACCGCGAGUACCUGAGCGCCGUCGUCGCCCAAGCGCAGCUGUUGCUUGGCAGCGCCAACGACGACGUCGUACUGCUGGUGAUGGCCGCCGUCGCCCACAAACAGUGCCCGCUGAUGCUUGCGCCCAUCGGCGACCGCGCUUACGGCGUAACCAUCUACAAGAACUUCAACAACGCCAACAUCGCCAAGAUCGACGAUAUUAAGCCCGGUGACGUGUUGUGGAUCAAGCAAGGGGUGUUUGCCAAGAAGAAGCUCGUGGGGCGCAAGCAGCGCAACUUGGGCGACGACCACUCGGUGCACACGGCGGUGGUGUACGACUACGACCCGAAGAAAGAUAAGGUGAAAGUGGUGGAGCUGGAGGACGGUCACGUGGUCAAGGAGCUGUAUAAGAUCGGCGAGUUCGUCUCCGGCCGCCUCCGUGUGUUCCGACCCGUGGGGCGUGAUUACAUCGGGUGGAAUUAA
Molecule: messenger RNA, 3255 nt
Organism: Diutina rugosa
Lineage: Eukaryota; Fungi; Ascomycota; Pichiomycetes; Serinales; Debaryomycetaceae
Gene: BBC1
Product: Bbc1p
Exons: 1
Coding region: 1-3255 (1084 amino acids)
Molecular function (GO): protein binding
Source: RefSeq, a predicted model, not a curated record